Geosmithia morbida is the source of this 549-nucleotide messenger RNA. RefSeq names its product Ribosomal protein S18 acetylase RimI. Gene Ontology annotation, molecular function: acyltransferase activity, transferring groups other than amino-acyl groups. NCBI's taxonomy places the organism in Eukaryota, Fungi, Ascomycota, Sordariomycetes, Hypocreales, Bionectriaceae. The transcript has a single exon. The record is from RefSeq and is a predicted model, not a curated record. The coding region runs from base 1 to 549 and encodes 182 amino acids.
AUGCCUCACUCGACAAACCUGACCUUCCGUCCCGCAACUGUGGAUGACAUCGAUGUCAACGGCAUCCUCAAGCUAGUCCGGUCCGCAUACCGGGGCGACGAGAGCCGAGCGGGGUGGACCACCGAGGCCGACCUGCUAGACGACGAGCGCAUCGACGCGGCGGGGGUCCGCGCAAAGAUCGAGGCCCCCGACAGCACCAUCAUCCUGGCCCACGACGACGAGGGGAAACUGGUAUCGUGCUGUGAGGUUGUCAGCAAGGAGGGAGGCAAGCUGGGAUACUUCGGCCUCUUCUCCGUGGACCCGAGACGCCAGUCCGGAGGCAUCGGCAGCCGGCUGCUCGCCGAGGCGGAGGAUUAUGCGCGCAGGACGUUCGGGGCAACGCGCAUGGAGAUGACCGUUAUCUGGCUGCGAAGUGAUAUCAUUGCUUGGUACAUUCGCAAAGGAUACGUCAAGACGGAUGAGACCAGGCCCUUUCCAUUUCACGAAUUGAUCAACGGCAAGGCGUUGAGGGAUGAUUUGCAUUUUGUUGUCCUCGUCAAGGAUCUGUGA